Molecule: messenger RNA, 954 nt
Organism: Schizophyllum commune H4-8
Lineage: Eukaryota; Fungi; Basidiomycota; Agaricomycetes; Agaricales; Schizophyllaceae
Exons: 2
Coding region: 1-786 (261 amino acids)
Source: RefSeq, a predicted model, not a curated record
AUGCCCCACGCGACCAGAACCGAGCGGGACGCACAGAGCAGCGAGCACUGCGCUCGCGGUACCCAGUGGAGAGCGUCGACGUCUAGCGCAGCCAAAGACCAGUUGCGACGUGACGCCUCGCGCUCAGCGCAUACAAGUCGGCCACAACUCGCCAGCGACCCCACCGCGCUGGGCAGCCCGCCGCGCGCGACCCAAGGCGCACUCGACGCCGCAUCGUCCCAGUCGCAAAGCAGGGCAGCGCAAGCCGCACCAAACGCCCCACUGACCGCGCCCUCGUCGCCGCCCCAUGCGCCGCCGUUGUACGCCAGCAUACCGCUGCCGUCCCAAGUCGCCGGCGUCACCAGGACGAUUCUGCACCCGGUCCUCGCCGGCUCGUGUAGAUACGACCUCUCGCUGCCGCCGCCGAUAGCUUCUCUGGGUCCUUGCAUUUACGAGUCGGCAACCUGGCCUGCAGUACCGUCGCUGGCAAUAGAAAUGCCCUUGCUGCCCUCGCCCAUCGUCGUGCACGCGGCCGCGUACAUUGAGGGGGGGAGUGCCUUCGUAGCCGUCGCAGACGUGCUUGAGGCGUUAUAUGUCGACUUACAGCAGCCCGCCAUCGGAUAUGAGAGGCGGGGCGAGCGAGUCGCGCGACACGUGUCGAGAGGUAUGCUGAUUUCGAGCGAAGACGCCUGCGCGAGAGUUGGGCAGCGAAUCCAAAGAGGAGAGUUGCUUCGAGGUCAAAGAAUGUUCGCGGGACUGUCGCCGUCGCCGCUAGGUGGCGAAGUCUACACCCUUCAUGUUGCCUGAAAUUCCGUAUUGUUGUCUGACCCCAUUAAGAACGUUGCCAGCCAGGACUUGGAGAUGUAUAUAUGUAUCCUUGGCACCUUAUCAUCGAGAGAGAUCUUGAAUGGUUGAGGGCAGCGAGGGAAGCUGGCCUUUCGAGACGAGGGCAAAGGGUUUCGAUGGUGGUUCAGG